This is a messenger RNA of Naegleria fowleri, 387 nucleotides long. RefSeq lists its product as uncharacterized. The record is from RefSeq and is a predicted model, not a curated record. NCBI's taxonomy places the organism in Eukaryota, Heterolobosea, Eutetramitea, Acrasida, Naegleriidae. The coding region runs from base 1 to 387 and encodes 128 amino acids. Gene Ontology annotation, biological process: receptor guanylyl cyclase signaling pathway; cGMP biosynthetic process; intracellular signal transduction. The transcript is spliced from 2 exons. Gene Ontology annotation, molecular function: guanylate cyclase activity; peptide receptor activity.
AUGAGAAGAAAAAGUGAAGAAUUAUUGUUAAAUAUUCUUCCAUUACCUGUGGCAAUUCGUCUCAAACAAGGAGAAACCUCCAUUUGUGAAAAAUUUAAUGAUGUGACAGUAUUCUUUUCUGACAUGGUUGGAUUUACUGUCAUGAGUAGUAUCAUGUCACCCAAUGAAUUGAUUGUUCUUCUCAAUGACAUUGUUCACAAUUUUGAUCAUCUCACUGAAAAGUAUUAUAUUGACAAGAUUAAAACCAUUGGAGAUGCUUAUUUUUGUGUUGCUGGUGCUCAUGCUUCAAGAGCCAGUGAUCACACUGAAAGAAUGGUCAAGUUUGCCAUUGACAUUUUUGGUUUUCUUCAUAAUUUUAAUAAGGACAAAGGUAAAAGAUUAAUCUAA